Solanum verrucosum is the source of this 1743-nucleotide messenger RNA. RefSeq names its product probably inactive leucine-rich repeat receptor-like protein kinase At5g48380. Gene Ontology annotation, biological process: protein phosphorylation. The record is from RefSeq and is a predicted model, not a curated record. The transcript is spliced from 2 exons. Gene Ontology annotation, molecular function: protein binding; ATP binding; protein kinase activity. Lineage: Eukaryota; Viridiplantae; Streptophyta; Magnoliopsida; Solanales; Solanaceae. The coding region runs from base 1 to 1743 and encodes 580 amino acids.
AUGUGCAACUGCAACAUUCUUUACUUAGUACUACUACUUUGCAGCUUUUCUCUAAGAUGCAACGCGGUGCAGAGUGACAUUGAUUGCUUGAUAUCCAUAAAACAAUCGUUGGAAGACCCUUUAAAUUUAUUGAAUUCAACGUGGAAGUUCGAUAAUCAGACAGAAGGUUUUAUAUGCAAAUUUGCAGGAAUACAAUGCUGGCAUCCUGAUGAGACUAAAGUUUUAUCCAUUACUCUUUCAAACAUGGGACUAAUAGGUACGUUUCCGCGAGGCAUACAAAAUUGCACUUCUUUAACUUCUCUUGAUCUUUCAAGCAAUGAGCUAUAUGGAACCAUCCCUUUGGAUAUAUCAAUAUUAAUUGGAUAUGUUGUAGAUGUUGAUCUCUCGAGUAAUCAAUUCUCAGGCGCGAUCCCAAGUAACAUUGCAAAUUGUUCUUUUCUUAAUGUCCUCAAAUUAGACAACAAUAAACUAGAAGGUCUAAUCCCACCUGAAAUUUGCUCCUUAUGUCGACUCAAGACGUUUAAUGUUGCCAACAACAUGUUGACAGGGCCAGUGCCAAAUUUUGUCAAUGCCACUUUUCCAGCUGAAUGUUAUGCUAAUAAUCCAGGACUUUGUGGUAGUCCUUUGGAAUUAUGUGUUACAGAACGCGCACUGAACCUUUAUAAUAUUUUUAUUAAAGGUUUUGUGACGGGUUGGUCAUUUUCGACUUUACUUGGUAUAUAUCUUUUUUUCUUUGGUUUACCUAAUGUAAAGAAGAUGCUACUAUGGAUCAAGAAGAGAACAAAGUUAGUGGUGAUUGAUGGAAAUGAAUGGCGUCAACGAGAAGAAGUAAACAACGACACAAAGAUUUUAGAACUGGAGAAGAUUGUUACAAGAAUGAGUUUUAUGGAGCUAUCAAAAGCGACUUUAAAUUUCAGCCAAGACAAUGAAAUCGGGAAUGGAAUGCUUGGGAAAGUGUACAAAGCACUGGUCCCAAAUGGAUGGACUGUUGCCAUAAAGAGGCUCCAUGUUUCAGAGGAUUUGGAGGAAGAGUUUGUUUCCGAGAUCACAACUCUGGGUAGUCUGAGGCAUCCGAAUUUGGUGCCUCUAAUCGGCUUUUGUUCUGAGAGGGAUGAACGACUUCUGGUUUACAAAUACAUGCCUAAUGGAAACUUACACGAGUGGCUGCAUUCAACCGAAGACAAGGCAAGACUCUUGGACUUUGCUCUAAGGGUUAAAAUUGUUAUUGGUGUCGCCAAAGCCCUGGUUUGGCUUCAUGAUGGUGGAAAUUUCCAUGUUGUGCAUAGUAACAUUAGCACAAAAUGUAUCUUGGUCGAUGAAAAUUUCAAUCCCAAGUUAUCCAAUUUUUGGGAGGCAACACUUGCAAAAACAAAUGUCAUAGAUUCAAAUUUGAGUCUACUGCCAAUAGUCGAGUCUUUAGACUUUGCCACAUACAAAAAAGAUGUCUAUCACUUCGGGGUUGUGCUUCUCGAGCUUUUAACGAGAAAAGAAUCUUACCAGUUGAGCUGCUUGAGUCUAAAUUUAUCCAGCAGCUCAUUUGCCAGUCCUCUUGAUGUGGACACACUAUUGUUAGGCCAAGGGUUUGAUAAUAUGGUAUUGCAGCUACUUGAACUUGCAAGUGAUUGCAUGAAAUUCAUUCCAGAUCAAAGGCCAACGAUGCAACAAGUGUAUCAGACUCUUGCUGCGAUUGCUCAAGUCCAUGACCAAACAGGGGACCCUGAAAUAAAGUUGCACUUGGACUAG